UCACUCCCAUUGGGUCAUAUUCAUUCUCAAAAAUAGAAGUAAAAAACACAAACACAAGAGAAACAAAACACUGAUCUCUGAUUGGCUUGGUUUUUCUCAUCAUGGGUACCAUAAAAGGAGUUUUAUUUAGUAUUGUUUUGAUUAAUUUGUCACUUGUGGGAUUUUGUGGGUAUCCUAGAAGGCCAGUAGAUGUGCCCUUUUGGAAAAACUAUGAGCCAAGUUGGGCUAGUCACCACAUUAAGUUCCUCAAUGGUGGUGCCACUACUGAUCUUAUUCUUGACAGAUCUUCAGGAGCUGGAUUUCAGUCAAAGAAAUCAUAUCUGUUUGGGCAUUUCAGCAUGAAAAUGAGGCUCGUUGGUGGAGACUCAGCUGGUGUUGUCACUGCAUUUUACCUGUCAUCGAAUAAUGCAGAGCACGAUGAGAUAGAUUUUGAAUUUUUGGGGAACAGAACAGGGCAGCCAUACAUAUUGCAGACAAAUGUGUUCACAGGAGGAAAAGGAAACAGAGAACAGAGAAUCUAUCUUUGGUUUGAUCCAACCAAGGGCUACCAUUCUUAUUCUGUUCUUUGGAACACAUACCUCAUUGUGAUCUUUGUGGACGACGUCCCAAUUAGAGCAUUCAAAAACUCAAAAGACCUUGGUGUGAAAUUCCCAUUCAAUCAGCCAAUGAAGAUAUACUCAAGUCUUUGGGACGCAGAUGAUUGGGCCACAAGAGGUGGGCUUGAGAAAACCGAUUGGUCCAAUGCCCCAUUUACCGCGUCAUACACAUCGUUCCACGUGGACGGAUGUGAAGCUGCCACGCCACAAGAAGUCCAAGUUUGUAACACUAAAGGCAUGAAAUGGUGGGAUCAAAAGGCCUUCCAAGAUUUAGAUGCAUUACAAUACAGGAGACUUCGUUGGGUCCGUCAAAAAUACACUGUUUAUAACUAUUGCACUGAUAAAGCGAGGUACCCUGUUCCGCCACCAGAGUGCACUAAGGACAGAGAUAUUUAAAAUCAUAAUCAAUAUUUAGAGGGAUUUUAUAAAAAAAAACUUAAUAUGCAUUAUGUGUGAGUAUUUUAAUGAUCCUUAAAACAAAGUGCUUUUAAUUAAGCUGUAUUUCCCUAAUUCUUUUUGAGUGUAUCAUUAUUGGUGGAGUCAUGAGGAUAUUAUGUAUCUCAUGCCAGGCCCUUCAUGUCUCUUGUGUGUCAUCAUCAUCAU
Molecule: messenger RNA, 1199 nt
Organism: Solanum verrucosum
Lineage: Eukaryota; Viridiplantae; Streptophyta; Magnoliopsida; Solanales; Solanaceae
Product: probable xyloglucan endotransglucosylase/hydrolase 1
Exons: 4
Coding region: 102-992 (296 amino acids)
Biological process (GO): cell wall biogenesis; xyloglucan metabolic process
Cellular component (GO): apoplast; cell wall
Molecular function (GO): hydrolase activity, hydrolyzing O-glycosyl compounds; xyloglucan:xyloglucosyl transferase activity
Source: RefSeq, a predicted model, not a curated record